AUGAGUGUAUCAGACAUUGGAUCUGAACGGACAUCACUGUUGGAGAGACAGCUCAAUACAUCAGGUCUUUCAGCGCCGAUAGCCAUGGCAUCAGCGCAGGCGAUAACACCGGGUCCGACCACUUUUGGCCAGUUAUUGCUGCUGAAUAUCGUCAACACGACGCCCACCGACGAGAGCACACUCGUCGACCGGACGACCCUCGCGCUGAUCAACAUGACGGCCGACCACAACGGCGCCAUCGGCGAGGGCUACGACUGGAUCGACAUACUAGUGAUCGUGAUAAAAGUGAUACUCCUGAGUACAAUAAUCAUCGCGGCCAUUUUCGGCAACCUAUUGGUCAUAAUAUCGGUGUGUCGGCACCACAAGCUCAGGAUCACCACAAACUAUUUCAUAGUAUCGCUGGCGUGCGCCGACAUCCUGGUGGCCGUGUUUGCCAUGACGUUCAACGCCUCGGUGGCCAUCGCCGGCAAAUGGCUCUUCAAUAUGACGGUCUGUGACUUCUGGAACUCGUGUGACGUGCUCUUCAGCACCGCAUCCAUAAUGCACUUGUCGUGCAUAUCGUACGACAGAUACUAUGCGAUCAUCAAACCGCUGGACUACCCCAUGAAGAUCACCACCAAACGGGUGGGCAUUAUGAUCACGUUCGUGUGGAUACUGGCGGCGCUCAUCUCAUACAUACCCAUCUUCACGGGCCUCUACACCACCGAGGAGUACAUGAAGGAGCGGCUCAAACACCCGGACGAGUGCAUAUGGGAGGUGAACAUCCCCUACGCCCUGGUGUCGAGCACUGUGUCCUUCUGGUUGCCCUGCGGUUUCAUGUUAGCCGCCUAUUACCAGAUCUACAAGGAGGCCAUCAAACAGGAAAAGUUCAUCUAUAAGUCCCAGCAAAUGGCUGUCAAUACAAACACUAAUCACCACAAUCAUCACCCCAGGAAUUCUACCGAUGCUACCAAUUCUAUACAGGUAUGUCCAAAGAGGCUAACCUACCCUGACAUUCAUUGUCCACUUCUGUGA
Messenger RNA from Oppiella nova, 1014 nucleotides. Lineage: Eukaryota; Metazoa; Arthropoda; Arachnida; Sarcoptiformes; Oppiidae. The record is from the annotation of a GenBank genome assembly.